UUAGUUGAGAUUGGUGAAAAACUUAUUUUUAAAAAUGAUGGCUCUGAAGCAAGUCUUUGCCGGAACCUUUGCACUACUUGAUGUGGCAGCAAUCUGUUUUAUUCUUGGACAUGGAAUCAACUUUUAUAAAUAUGAACUGAUAAACCGAUUGGGUGAUGUAAAAUUUGCCACAACUGGAUUGGAUUUCUUCAUACUCUCCAUUCUACGAGCAAUGGUUUUGAUUAUAACAAUAAUCAUUAUCAGUACAAGCUCAAGAAAAAAACGAAUCAAUAAUCCGGAAAGUUACAUUCACAUUGCUUCUGUUAUGUCGGUAGCAUAUCUUCUCAUAAAACUGCUGAUAUAUUCCGAAACUGAGGAUUUUCUGAAAAAUUUAGGCAACGUACAAUGGUUUUGGCUGCAAUUUGGUUGGUCUAUAUUCGCAACGGGGAUAACUAGCUUCAUAUUUAGAAAGUUAAUGAAUGGAACCAAGUGCAUUAUAGACCUCGAGGACGAAUUUAAAUUUUCGAAGAAAGGCAAAAAUGAAGAAAGUGUUCCUCUUAUAAACUGGACUGUUGACGCUGACCCAUUAAGUGCGGACAAGCAAGAUUCUAGUUCCAGCGGAAAAUCAUCAAAGGAUCCAAGCGAUUCCGAAGAUACAUCAAGUACGAAAGAGAAAAAGAAGAAGAAAAAGGGAUUUUCUGAACAUGCGCGCAAGGCAACUGCUUCAAAGAUGUUGUCAUAUGCUAAAAAGGAUAUGCCAGUUCUCUUUUUGGCUUUUAUAUUUCUUAUCAGUGCUGCAUUGGCUGAAACGUUCAUUCCUCUUUUCACUGGAAGAGUAAUUUCAGUUAUCGCCAUUGAACACAACCAAGAAAAAUUUACACAAAAUAUAAUUAUAAUGAUUGGGAUUACGGUCAUAGCGUCCACGUGUGCAGGGAUGAGGGGCGGUCUCAUGGUUUUGGCCAAUACCAGGUUCAAUAUGAGAAUCAGAAAUCUUCUUUUCACUUCACUUGUGAAACAAGAAGUUGGAUUUUUUGAAGUGACAAGAACUGGUGAAAUUCUGUCUCGUCUUACGUCGGACACUACAACAAUGAGCAAUAUGAUUGGUUCAAAUGUGAAUAUAUUUUUAAGAAAUGUCGUGAAAGGCAUAGGGACUUGCGUCUUCAUGUUCUCUUUAUCAUGGCGACUUUCACUUAUCACAUUCAUCGUAUUGCCUAUAGUGGUUGGAAUAGCGAGGUUAUACGGAAGUUAUUAUAAGAAAUUACAACGUCACGUUCAAGAUGCUUACGCUUACGCUAAUGAAGUUGCAGAAGAAGUAAUAUCAACAAUAAAAACUGUGCGAAGUUUUGCUAACGAAUCAGGGGAAAACAUUCGCUACAAUGAAAGAAUGGAUUUGGUUUACAGAAUUCGACAAAAACAGGCAUUGGCAUAUGGCGGAUUCAUGUUAUCAUCAGAGUUGAAUAAACUUGCUCUCGUGACGUUAACCCUGUGGUACGGUGGCCACCUCGUUUUGACUGAUUUGAUGAACAGUGGUGAUCUUAUCUCGUUCAUUCUCUAUCAAAUCACUUUGGGUACUUGUAUGUCCAGCAUUGGAAAUGUGUUUUCAGGUCUAAUGCAAGCACUCGGAGCAGCAGAAAAGGUUUUUCAAAUGAUUGAAAGAGAACCAAAGAUAGAUAUUAAAAAAGGAGAUUAUGCGCCAAAUAAUUUCGAGGGACAUAUUUCUUUCGAAAAUGUCACUUUCGCAUACCCAUCUAGACCAGGACAACCCAUUUUAAAAAAUGUAUCAUUUGAAGCUCCUGCUGGCAAGGUUACCGCAUUAGUUGGACCCAGUGGAGGAGGGAAAUCAUCAUGUGUUAAUUUACUUCAACAUUUCUAUGAGUGUAUGUCUGGCAAUAUAAAAGUUGAUGGAACUGCAAUAGAAAAAUACAGCCACAAGUAUUUUCACAAGAAGGUAUCAAUGGUGGGACAGGAGCCAGUACUGUACGCCCGUUCAAUAAAAGAAAACAUCGCAUAUGGUUUGAAUGACAGCGAAUACGCAAUGGGAGAUGUGGUUGAAGCUGCCAGAAAAGCCAAUGCCCAUUCAUUCAUUACAGAAUUAACUCAACAAUAUUUAACUGAAACGGGAGAAAAAGGAACACAAUUAUCGGGAGGUCAGAAGCAAAGAGUUGCAAUUGCGAGAGCUUUAAUAAGAAAUCCAAAAAUUCUGAUUCUCGACGAAGCGACAAGUGCACUAGAUGCCGAAAGCGAGUAUUUGGUACAACAAGCAUUGCAGAACACAAUGAAGGAUCGCACAGUAAUAGUGAUUGCGCAUAGAUUAACCACGGUUGAAUCAGCUGAUAAAAUAGUUGUCAUCGAUAAAGGUGAAGUUGUAGAGGAAGGUCCUCCCGCUGAACUCAUGAAGAAGUCUUCAGGACUUUAUUACAAACUUGUGAAAAGACAAAUGCACAGCCCCAAAAGAAGACGCAAAGCAAGCGAGAAGAUCCAUAAAGAAUAACGUAAAUGUUGCAUAGCUAUGCAUAGACCAAGCAAUCAACGACGUUAUAAAGCACCCAAAACCGUUGUUUGUAAAAUCAAAUAUAUGCGAGAUUGCAAAGUACAAUUCUAGAUGUCUGAAUUUUGAAUAUUUUUUUAUAUUUUAAAUAUUCAUCCCGUACAAUGUACGUAAUGUGUACAAGAAUGAAAACCCACUUAGGAUGGUAAUAUGUUCAAUUUGUGUCCUGUGCUAUAAUGAUAACCGGAUACCUCUUAUUUUUGCAUUUUAAGCAAAUUGUGCUCUAUGUGGUCGCAUAAAGAUAUUCAUGUGAAACUUAAUGUUGAAAAUUCAAAUAUAUAUACAUAACGUUGAUAA
Styela clava is the source of this 2824-nucleotide messenger RNA. RefSeq names its product ABC-type oligopeptide transporter ABCB9-like. Gene Ontology annotation, biological process: transmembrane transport. Gene Ontology annotation, cellular component: membrane. Gene Ontology annotation, molecular function: ATP hydrolysis activity; ABC-type oligopeptide transporter activity; ATP binding. The record is from RefSeq and is a predicted model, not a curated record. NCBI's taxonomy places the organism in Eukaryota, Metazoa, Chordata, Ascidiacea, Stolidobranchia, Styelidae.